Molecule: messenger RNA, 2955 nt
Organism: Betta splendens (Siamese fighting fish)
Lineage: Eukaryota; Metazoa; Chordata; Actinopteri; Anabantiformes; Osphronemidae
Product: dual specificity protein phosphatase 26
Exons: 4
Coding region: 258-872 (204 amino acids)
Biological process (GO): protein dephosphorylation; negative regulation of MAPK cascade
Cellular component (GO): cytoplasm
Molecular function (GO): protein tyrosine/serine/threonine phosphatase activity; MAP kinase phosphatase activity
Source: RefSeq, a predicted model, not a curated record
UCCCAACACCAGCGUCACAUUCGCCACCAUUAACUAUCACCACAAACAUAAAACUGAGCAGCGCCGCUUCAGCUGGUUCUGGUUCUGGAUCUGAUGCUGACGCGGAUCUAAAGCAGGUUUGUGCAGAACCUAAUGAAGUGAUGCUAGAGCGUUGGUGGAGGUGAAGUAUUGUAAUCAUCGGCAUCGUCUCGUCCUCUGAGUCAACAUGGCGGCGGAACAGCAUCCAGCCCUGCAGCAUCACUAAGGACCAGGACUAGAUGGCGUUCAUGUCCCGGUUCUCCCGGUCCCGGAGCAGCUCGAGGUCUCCGAGCAGGAAAGACUCGGACCGGGUCUCCAGCACCCUGAGCGUGUCGGAGCUGGAGCGGCUCCUGUACACGGGGAAAACCGCCUGUAACCACGCGGACGAAGUGUGGCCGCGACUCUUCAUCGGAGACCAAGACAUUGCGUCCGAUCGGCGCCAGCUGACCCGGCUCGGCAUCACUCACAUCCUCAACUGCGCCCAGAGCAAGUGGCGCGGCGGAGCCGAGUACUACGCCGGCAUGAGCAUCACCUACCACGGCAUCGAGGCCCACGACUCCCCCUCCUUCGACAUGAGCGUCAACUUCUACCCUGCGGCGGAGUUCAUCCACAAAGCCCUGACGAGUGGAGGGAAGGUUCUGGUCCACUGCACCGUGGGAGUGAGCCGCUCGGCCACGCUGGUGCUGGCGUACCUGAUGAUCCGGCAAAACCUGACCCUGGUGGAGGCCAUCAAGACGGUGAAGGACCAUCGAGGCGUCACCCCCAACCGAGGCUUCCUACGUCAGCUCAGCGGCCUGGACGGCAUCCUGAGGGAUAGCCGCAGGACGGCGGCGCAGGAGCCCACCGAGGGUUAGUGGGCCCCUGAAGGGCUGGGCGCGUACAACCAGGACAAACCAGGACACUUCAGGCCAUUCCACUGAAACUGAAUCAGUUUUAUGGUUUAGGAUCAAACAGGUGAAGCUUUUCCACUUUAAUAUUCCACGGUUUUCUAUCACGCCUACGUCAGGGCUGCAAACAGUCAUCGGUACCUAUUUAUAAUUCCUAAGCCGCUGCGUCGCCUUCAGGCCGGUGCUGAAACAGGGCUGCAGACACAACCUGGUUUCUGUAUCAGCUGCUUCUAAUCCAGAAAAUAUCAGAUGCGAGGUUGUCAAGGACCACGUCCGUUUGUGUUUUGGUGCCACAGGUUAAAAAUGCCCAUCGCAGUAUUUCAGAGGCUGAACUCUAAUAUUCAAUAGCUGUGUGUUUAGACUUUAGAGUCCAAAGCGGUUCAGUUUACACUGAAACCAUGUGUGACAGAACUGACAGCAGCUGUUAUCAGCUACUGGAUCAGGAGCAGAAACAGGCUUUACUGUCCGUCGUAGAUGUUUAAACCUCGGACCGAGGAAGGAAACUAUUUCCAGCCGUAGUCUCGGUCUUUGCGGGUCUUCCCUCGUCUUUACUGACACAUUCAGCAUCAUUAAGUGCCCUGAACAGCUCCCACACUAGUCGCAGCCCAGGGCUGAACCAGCACUUAUGUAGCCUGAUUACAGUGUAACCUACUGUCAGUCCGUCCUCAGUUACUGUCUGUGGGGAACGGUGUGAAUAGCAACAUGCUGUGUUGUUUUAUUAGUGUUUGUUAAGUUUGAUGAGUUGUUAUAGUCCAGUAUUUGAAUCAGCAUCACUGCUCCUCAGUAACUCACUGGUCGUCAUGGAGAUCUAGGGAAGACUGAAGUCAGCAUCACUGUUGUAUAAGCAUAACUUAUGGUGUGAUGCCAAAUAGGUUGAAUGGAGACGUCAGCUACAUGUGGAGUGAAGGGAGGCAGCUCCUAGUGACUGUUACUACUCAUCGCUGGGUGAGCGGCUGACGGAGCUGACGGAGCGUCUUCGUGGUGUUGGAGGCUCCGAAGCCUCAUCCAGCUUCUUGUGUUUUAUUACCUCAGACAUGGAGCCUCUUGAUGGUGUUUCUCCGUCUGAUGCACCAGCUGUAAAUAAAAACUAGUAGUCGCUGGGAUUUAUCUGAAGAUGGCUCUGAAGGCAGUUAGCUUAACUUAGCAUGCAGACUGGAAGCAGGAACCAAAAGGCCUGUUUCAGUGCUACAAAAUCUCUGCUAAAGCUCAUAAAACAGGACGCUGUUUUUUAAAUGGAUGUGACUUUCCUAUUACAGAUGCAACCUUAUUUUUAACUAAUUUUUACCAGAUUGUUUCAGCUGUAGCUAACAGCAGAACGGCGGCGCAAUCAUUAAGAAUAAAGUGGUUUAAAUAUCCUGAUGAAAGAAUGGAGGUUUACUAAAUGCUAGUAAAUAUAUAUUUGUUUAUUUACACAGUUGAAACAAGUAAGUAAUGUUUCUUUAUCUAGGCUCAGUCUGCAUGCUAAGCUAAGCUACGUUAAGCUAACCAAGUAUUAAUUCAAGAUCCCACAGCUGUUUUUUGAUCCCUGUUCACAUGAAUAAACAAGUCUGUGUUCAGGGGUCCAAGAGACCAAAAGAUGCAAAAUGACCCCCGAAGACAAAAACAAAAUACAGACACAGAAAGAAAGAUAAAGAUGACGCAAGCAGCGAAGUCACAAGCUAAUGACGGCCCAGCGAACGACUUCACACAUUAAACUUUAACGUGUUCACGUGUUGUGUUUUACUGUGAACCAUCUGAUGUCAUAGUUUGACCAUUACCUUUGCUGUGUCUAUGGGUUUUGUAUUUGCUGUAUUUGCUGUGAUUGUUCGUACUCUUUCUAUUCUUGUAUCCUUGUUUUCUUACAGAGACCUUUCGAUAGGAAACCUUGAAUUCCUUUCCAUUUAUUUUUGUAUCACUCUCUUUGAAGGAGAAACUGUCAAAGCAGAUGUUGAUGCCUUAAUCAGUGGACUGCGUUGGUCUAGGCUUUCGGUUUUAUUAUAACACUGAGCAGUGAGAACUUUGUUUUGAUAAAUUCUGUACUUAAUAAGAAAUAAAGAAAAAACGUCUCUCA